UGUGCUCAGCUGGAUAGUGACAAGAGAGCGUCUACUUGGUCUCACGUCUCGAGAAAACAAAUCUUAGUUAACGCAAUUUUUUGUGCGUUUUUGGACGUUUUAACGGAAGCAAUGGAGAGCGACUGUACGGAUUGAUUUGCAUUUAACGUGCAUUUACUGAGUUCACAAUAAUUUACGAAGGAUACGCGGUUGUCUUUGGACAAGUUUGGCAAGUUAGCCAACCUGUUUCGUGUGCCAUGUGGGAGUAAACCUUCCCAGGAGGUGCCAUGCUAGCUACACAGAUGCCAGAUUCGCCACCUGACGCUAAAUAUGUCAAACAGAUCAAAGAGAAGUUGGCCCAGUCGCUCAAGGCCCUGCAGAAGCGUUAUGUAAUGUCAGACGUACAGGUCACCAGUGAAGAUGGUGAUGCUAACCUCCUCUGCUGUGCCCUGGAGGCCAUAUUCAUCCAUGGUAUUAAGAGCAAGUACAUCCGCUUGGAGGCUGGGGGCCGGAUUAGGAAGGGAGACCGAGGACCCCUCCCUCAGCCUUUCUUCUGGAGCCUCCUCAAGACUGUCACUCACCGUGAUGUGAUCACAGAGCUGGAGAAGAUCAGCUUUGUGGGCACGGACGUGGGUCGCUGCCGAGCGUGGCUGCGGCUCGCCCUCAACCACGGCCUACUGGAGUGCUACCUUGCAUCGCUGUUUCGGGAGGAUUCGAAGCUGCAGGCCCAUUAUCAGCCCAGUGCCUUGCUCCUGAACACUGAGGAACGGGAAGUUCUGCUCAGCUACCUCCAGGGUCUGGCGUCACUUACAUUCAGCCUUUCUUACAAGUCGGCUGUCCUCAACGAAUGGACCACCACGCCCCUGGCUCUCGCUGGACUCUGCCCCUUGUCCCAGGCAGACACACUCGACCUCCCUCUCAAUGGCGGAGACCUUCCCACCUCCAAGCCCAUGUAUAAAGAAUCGUGGGAUAGAGUGUCUCAGUCGUCAGGCUCAUCAGAUGCAUUGGAUAUGCCGAGAGGGUGUGCAGAGUUGCUGGUGGGGAGAGGGUCAAGUGCAUUACAAGAGGGUAUGACUGCACUCAACUCAUCUAAUUUAAGCCUGGACACCACAGGCUCCUCUCAGCUCUCCUCCAGCUUGAGCUCUGAUAGCCUCCUGCAGGGGCAGGACCCCCGCAGCCCGACAGGAGAGCAGUGGUCUUCAUGUGACCUGGACAUGCCCAUUAAUGUCAACAUCAGCACCAAGAGGCCAAAUAAAAAUUCUCUGACUGAGUUUCGGGAGAGCGGCCACUGCAGUCAGGACUCCAUGCGUGAAGACUCCUUUGUCUCCAGCACGGGUCCAGAUCAAUACUCAGAGACGGCCAUUUUCAGUGGCUCUGACAGCGAGACCCAGGGUCCCAUUACACCAUCCCAAGACCAACCCCCAAACUCUGUACUGUCUGAUUCAGAACCACCACCAACAUCCCUUGAGCUGCCAUCAUCUGAUGAGAACCAUCAGAUGAUGAACUACUCUCCCUCUGAAGAGUGCAUUAGUACCCCUUCUGAGUUACACUUGGACACGCUCUCUACUGCCAGCGAGCCUGUGGAAUCUGUGGAGCCUGUAGAGGAAAUACAUACGACCGGAGUUCAGGAGAGUACUGAGCCUGUCCAGGAAGAGAAAGAAGCCGAGACCUCGGAGAAGAGCACCUCAGAGCCUUCAGUACAUCAAGGUGUCUGUCGCUCUACCAGCAUCCUGAGCAGGAAAUUGUCCACAGAUUCUCUAUCACAUUCUCGUUCCUGGAUCUCCGAGGACGACAUAUACAAGCCCCAUUUGGAGGAGGUGUCGGACCAUGAUGAGGUGCCUCCUUCCUAUCCCACAGCCGAGCUCAAGGUCUCUCAGUCACCUCCCAGUGUCGUCCAUCGCAGACAAAUAGGGCUGUCCAACCCGUUUCGUGGCUUGGUGAAGCUCGGUCAUCUAGAGCGACGAGGUGCAAUGGGGUUGUGGCGUGACUAUUACUGCGAGCUGUCACCCUUUGAGUUCCGCCAGUAUCUCAAUGCAGAGGAGCGGACGUGUUAUGACAACUGCUCCCUGGUGCGAUGUGAGGACGCUCGCAUCACCUCGCCUGAGGGCCGCUUUGAGUUGGCCUUUCCUGGAAAGCGUCUGUACCUCCGGGCAGCCAAUCGCGACGAAGCUGAGGACUGGGUAGACCGGAUAGUAGAGGCCGUCAACAAAUGCCGGCCAGCAUCUCGUGUUGAUGAGCACUGGGAGGUGCUGCAACCCACCAGUGAGAAUGGUGUAGAUGAACGCACAGUUUCAUCCCCGUCCUCUGGGCCCUCCAGCCCUGAGCGAGGUUUAUCACCCUCUGACUCAGGGACAUGCGGAGGGCAGGAGGUACCUCCUCCUCUACAGGAAUUUGACUGGAGUCGGUCUGCUGAUUUGGAAACAGAUGCCAUCAAAGAAGCUGUUUUGUACGUCUCCACAGAUCCUGAGGCUCGGACAUGGGUACCUCUGGUCUUCUCCCUCUCCUUGGAGGCCUUGAAAGGCUUUCAGGUACAAGAGGGAAGGAAGUUGCUGUGGCAAACCCACCCUAUUGAGGGAAUCCGGGAUGUGGUGCCUGACGUCUCAUUGGGAGGACCGGCCUUUUUCAAACUCCUGACCAUAAGGGAGACGCUUAGACUCAGGGCUGAGAACCCAGUGGAGGCUCACUCUUGGAGGGUUUUGAUCCGCGGAGCUCUGGACUCUUACUUGGAGAGUGGGGAGGAUGGGGACUCUGGGGAGCCUGUUGCAUCGUUGGGGGUGACUGGAAAUCUCCACAGACUGGUGCAGCACAGACUAAAAGAAGAUGGAGCACUUCUAGUUCAUCUGCGCACUGUGCCCUCAGAGAAGGGGCUGGACACUCAGAGCUUCAAAUGUGCAGGGUGUCCUCAGCAGAUUGGCCCGUCCCGGGGGAGAGCCAAGUUAUGUGAGUUCUCAGGCCAGUACUACUGUGACUCCUGUCAUCACGGUGACACCACCAUCAUCCCUUCACGUAUGGUGCACAACUGGGACCUCACACAACGAGAGGUGUCUAAGAAGGCCCUGCAGCUGCUGGCUCAGGUAGAGCAGGAGCCUCUGUUGAACCUGGAGCAGUUGAACCCUGACUUGGUGAAGCAUGCUGAGUCCAUGGCUCAGGCCCACAACCUGCGGCAGAGGCUACGCCUGCUGGGCGACUACCUGCUCACCUGCCGCAGUGGAGCCUGCAAGAAACUCCAAGCCAGAAUGGAGCAGCGAACGUACCUGUUGGAGUCGAGCCAUCUGUACAGUGUCAAGGACCUACGACAGAUAGCAGAGGACGAAUACGGAAGCUACCUGAACACACUGUUGCAGUAUGCCUCCAACCACGUGUUCCACUGCGACCUGUGCACUCAGCGUGGCUUUAUUUGUCAGAUAUGCCACGCUGAUGACAUCAUCUUCCCCUUCCAGUUUGACAUCACCACCAGGUGUAAAGAUUGUAAGGCUGUGUUUCACCUGGCUUGCAAGGCUCCUGGGGACUACUGUCCUCGCUGUCUGCGAAUGAAGAAAUACCUGGAGAGGGAUCUGCAGGACUGAGCGCAGCCAGCAGGGCGGUGCUGUGUAGCCCGUCUAACAGGCCACCUUUUUCAGGAAGCUAGAAGCCCGCUGAUGGAGAGAAAAAUUACAGAAAAAACUUUUACAUGAAGUAACCUCAAGUGCAAUUAUGACUGCGGUUUGCCUGCCGUAACUGACCGUAACCGAAGAGGAAGGUGUAAGAGCCGCAGUGCUACAGUAGCUAGACUCUCUUGCACUAAUUAUAGAGGCCCAUUGGGCCUCAUGAUACUGACAUAAUGCAGCCAACUGUUACUGACCAGUGACUUUAAUACCUCUCUGAAUUCUGAUUCAGCCACGGCAUCAAAUAAAGGACUGGACAGCCGUGAAGGUUGCUGCCAAGAAUCGUAUCCAACACAUUUUUACAAUGUGGGUUUUUACUUUGUUUGUCUUUUUUGUGUUGAGUACAAUGUUCUCGACCAGCAUGUUUACCAGAAAUUCUCUACAUUACAUUCUGCAUUUGUCUGAGAUGCACAAAGUCGCAUAUAACAUAAUAGAACGGUGAGGUUGGGUACUGUACGUGCAAAAUAUCGAAAACAGCACUUAAAAUGUUCUAAUUAACAUAUUUUGAUUGUGCCUUCUUUUUAAUUUAAGCUUUACACUAUUUUCCUCUUGGUGUGUCUUUAAUUCAGGGCCAAAAAUCAUCACAUAGGGUGUUUUUUAAAUUUUUUAAUUUGCUGUAACCAUAAGAUGAAAUUACAUUGCUGCAUUAGAUACUGAUUUUGUGUGAUGGUAAAAAUCAGUCACCAAGAAGACUUUGUGGAAUGUUUCUCUCUCUUGUAUAUUAACUCAAGUUUAUAAAUCUUACAAACAGGCGUUGAUAUGUGUGACUUAAAAUACAGCUCUGAGAGGGGAGAUUUAAAAAUUAUAUUUGGGCAAACAUUUGUUAUUUAUUAUGACAUAAUUCAUAAAGUUGCUAAAGUAGAUAAAUUAUGAAUGUGUUACAGAAACACAUUUGUGCAAAUAAAGAUUUGGGGGGGAAAUGAUUGGAUUUCACAGUGAUCCUGAAGUCAAAACACAUUUUGCAUGUUUGCACUUAGCUACGACUGUUAACUUGAUAUUUCAACUGGAAUUUAGUUGUAAUAUCCUCUAGCACAUAGAAUGACCCCUAAACGAACAAACCUGCAUUGCUGACAUUUUUCAUUUUGCUCAAUUUCAUUUUCAUCUCUUGAAUAGUUGACUCUGAUGUAGAGUUGAACUCGCAGAAUUAACAUCAACUAGAUUUUUUAUUUAGCAGAAUCUGCAGAGAACAAAAAACAUUGACGGUUUACUCAUCAAGUCCAUUUUGAUAUAUGCAGAAUAUAUCACUUGCAAGUGGCAAGCACAGAAUACUGCAGUACUAUUAUUCCUGGUUUGUAUUUUAUUUUUUAUUGUCAUUUAUUAUGUAUCAUGUAUAAAUGACCAUUAUCUAAUAAAUGUCAGUGUGUUA
This is a messenger RNA of Siniperca chuatsi (mandarin fish), 4989 nucleotides long. RefSeq names its product pleckstrin homology domain containing, family M (with RUN domain) member 1 (gene plekhm1). NCBI's taxonomy places the organism in Eukaryota, Metazoa, Chordata, Actinopteri, Centrarchiformes, Sinipercidae. The record is from RefSeq and is a predicted model, not a curated record. Bases 267 to 3545 code for a protein of 1092 amino acids. The transcript is spliced from 12 exons.